AUGGAUGGGCUGUUAAAGAGUUCACCCGAUCAACCAAUAGCACAACAGACGCAGAUGGGCUGGAUUUUGUCUGGUUCAAUAACAAAAUCAUUCAACUGUCAUGUGGUGAUCAAUAACAUCGAAGAUAUCAGCAAUUAUUGGGAGUUGGAGGAUAUCACAGAGACAAAACGACAGUUAACUAAAGAUGAACAAUUCUGCGAAGACUACUACACCAAAACGACACGUCGCUUAACAAAUGGGACAUAUGAAGUGAGAUUGCCUAUGAAAGAAGGCUUUGAAAAGCAAUUAGGCCAAUCGAAGCCUACGGCCGUUGCACAAUACAUGCAAUUAGAGCGCAAGCUAGCGAAGAACCCACAGCUAAGCGAAAGGUAUCAUGCAUUUAUGAAGGAAUACGAUGCCAUGCACCAUAUGAAAAUCUGUACAGAUAAAAGAAGUACAGAAUGCUAUCUUCCACACCACGGAGUGUUAAAAGAAGAUUCUACCACCACAAAAUUACGAACCGUUUUUAAUGCAUCGCAACUAACAUCGUCUGGCUAUAGCUUAAAUGAUUUGAUGGAGUGCGGUCCUAAGUUGCAAUCCGAUCUGCAGCUAUUGUUAUUGAGUUGGCGAGGUUACAAAUAUGUUUACACAGCGGACUGCGAAAAGAUGUACCGUAUGAUUUGGCUCCAUGAGGAGGACCAACACCUGCAAAAGAUCAUCUGGAGAGAUCAACACAAUAUCCUCAGAGAAUAUCAACUUUGCACUGUAACAUAUGGUAUGAAAGCGGCCCCUUUUCUCGCUAUUCGAACAUUGCAACAAUUGGCAAACGAUGACGCAUCAUUGUAUCCGUUAGCAGCUGACGUUCUGAAAAAUAAAUUUUAUGUGGAUGAUCUUUUACAUGGCAACAACAGCAUAGAAGAGGCAAAGCAAGUCUAA
Molecule: messenger RNA, 915 nt
Organism: Hyposmocoma kahamanoa
Lineage: Eukaryota; Metazoa; Arthropoda; Insecta; Lepidoptera; Cosmopterigidae
Exons: 1
Coding region: 1-915 (304 amino acids)
Source: RefSeq, a predicted model, not a curated record